AUGGGUAAGAAGAACACUAAAGGUGGUAAAAAAGGUAGAAGAGGUAAGAACGACUAUGACGGUCCAAAGCGUGAGCUUUAUUACAAAGAAGAAGGCCAGGAAUAUGCUCAAAUAACCAAGAUGUUGGGUAAUGGUAGAGUCGAAGCCAGUUGUUUUGACGGUAACAAAAGAAUGGCUCAUAUUAGAGGUAAGUUAAGAAAGAAGGUCUGGAUGGGACAAGGUGAUAUUAUUCUUGUUUCUUUGAGAGAUUUCCAAGACGACCAAUGUGAUGUUGUCCACAAAUAUAAUUUAGAUGAAGCUAGAACACUGAAGACCCAAGGUGAACUUCCUGAGAACGCUAAGAUUAAUGAAACCGAUAACUUCGGUUUCGAAUCUGACGAAGACGUUAACUUUGAAUUUGGUAAUGCUGAUGAAGAUGAUGAUGAAGGUGAAGAUGAAGAACUUGAUAUUGAUGACAUUUAA
Molecule: messenger RNA, 462 nt
Organism: Saccharomyces eubayanus
Lineage: Eukaryota; Fungi; Ascomycota; Saccharomycetes; Saccharomycetales; Saccharomycetaceae
Gene: TIF11
Product: translation initiation complex factor eIF1A
Exons: 1
Coding region: 1-462 (153 amino acids)
Biological process (GO): translational initiation
Cellular component (GO): cytoplasm
Molecular function (GO): translation initiation factor activity; RNA binding
Source: RefSeq, a predicted model, not a curated record